AUGAGAACCAGAAGGUCAAAUCGCACAAAAAAAUACACGCUCGACAAGUACGAUUUCCUCAGCUCUGGAGACGAGAGAGAACAGACUCCAAAGCGUCGCAAAACUGCAGAUGAUGACGACGUUUUUGAGGCGCCCGCGGAGGAGCGGAGCGCUGCAGAGGACGAGGACGAAGAUGAGGAUGAGGACGAAGAGGAUGUGCAGAUGAAUGAUGAUAGCGCCAGCGAAGUCAAUGCGAGAGAGAGGCCCUCUCGCCAACGCCCCAAAUCAACAAAACCCUCCAGGCCCUCGGAUCCUGGUGAAAUGGAAGUGACGGGGUACUUGGAUAUCGAGCUCAUCCCCCCAGAAGGUCAGCAUAAGGGAUAUGUUGGGCCGUACGAGAGAGGAAUGCGCGGCAAGGCUCUGGCGAGGACCCUGUAUGGGCCGCAUCCUGAGCGCAUAGAGAUGGCUCAUACGCUGUUGGACCGAUGGAGCGGAUGGACGCUGUAUCCGCCAAAGGUGCCGCAGGACGAGGAAGAACCGACAGACAAGGGGUUUUGGGUCCCUGGUGGCCUUGAGAAGGAGGCUCGUCUUGCCAAGCAAUGGUAUGAGCAAGUGAGCAAGGGCCUGUCAUCCGACGAUGUGUGGUCAGAAUUAUCUCCCGACGAAUCUGAACUGUACCGAUUUCCGCAGCUGAGCAUGCCUGUUUUGACGGGACCGCAUGAAGAGCAGCAGGAGGUGCUGAUGGAGCCAGGGGUCAGCUACCCUCUGUCGCAAAGCAAUAUACCGUUUGAUCAAGACGAGGACGAGGACAAGGUUGAGUGCGGAUGGAUGCUGGAUGUUGGCGGCCUUGUCUUGGGCAUGGACUGGGCGCCUCGACGAGACAAGAACCCGAAACAGCUGCUUGCCCUGGCCAUCAUACCCCAAUCCGACCAGGACUUUUACAAUUACGAGGAAGAAUCUGUGAAGCCUGGUUUUCAACAGCAAGGUAUUGUCCAGAUUUGGGAGUUCAAGAGCACCAAGACAGAUGAGGGAUUCACUCGCACGUCAAAAGAAGCCGCAACGCUGCGCAAGACGUUGUGCUUGGACUACGGAAGGGCUAGGAGGGUCAAAUGGAGCCCGUCGUGUAAUCACAUUGCGGUUCUCUCGAGCGACGGAAAUGUCUAUGUUGCGGAUGCUGGAGAUGUUGAUGGCGAAGAAGAGGGAGCCUACUACAAGUUACAGAAGCCGUUUGCGGUGCUCAACUUGAUUGACGAGUACAGCAUAAAGGCUACUGCAAUAGCGUGGGUCAAUUGCAAUCGAAUGGCUGUCGGCUACUCUGAUGGGUCGAUUGCUCUAUGGUCGAUAUAUCCGCAGCGUCUCCUGUCUCGACAUCCGGUCCAUCACAGCGACAUCAUCGACAUGGUGUCUGGAUACCCAACAUUACCAAGUAUUAUCGCUUCGAUUCCAGUGGGCGGCACUGCAAGAGUCAUUGAUCUCCAAGCUCCAAGCUAUGAAACUACCGAAGCACAAAGACCAUUGGUACAUACACAGCCGGGUCUCUUGGCUUACAGCGACCACCUUCUCGGUUUCUUAUCCAUAUAUCCAUCUGCUAGUGCGCUGAAUACGAUUAUCGGAUUUUUACAUCAUGCGCAUUUCCCCGUGUGCCGGAGGGUGUUCACCGGAGAUAGCUUUCUGACAUGCCUGGCUGUUGGGCGACUCCACCCGUUUCUGCUCAUCGGUGCAACAGACGGCUCUCUAUGGUGUCUCAACGCACAAACCGAGGUCUUUAGUAACCGUCACGAGUCAACAGACAAGAUACGAGUCGUUCAGCAUGAGCACCGUCCAGGACAUCUAUUCCCUCCAGACUCUCCAGUGGCAGCUCGUGGCGUCUGUCGCGUCCUGCACGGCUUUACAGUCGACAGGAAUAGAAACUCGAAACCAGAGGCCAAGCUGAGCGCCAAAAAGGGCAAGAAAUUACGGGCCAAAGAGCCUGCUGAGGUUGCGGUAGAGGAGGGAGAGGGCGAGGGCGAGGAGGACGAUGACGAAGCUGGCGACUUGACUGACCCAUUUCGCGCCACUCUGCAUGAGGCACUGACGAGAAUCACUGCCAUUGAGUGGAAUCCCAAUCUGGAUCAUGGAACUUGGGCGGCGGUGGCCAUGGGUUCGGGACUUGUACGAGUAAUUGAUUUAGGGCUGGAGAAAUACCCCGAGGCGUAA
Molecule: messenger RNA, 2175 nt
Organism: Trichoderma atroviride IMI 206040
Lineage: Eukaryota; Fungi; Ascomycota; Sordariomycetes; Hypocreales; Hypocreaceae
Biological process (GO): transcription by RNA polymerase III
Cellular component (GO): transcription factor TFIIIC complex
Molecular function (GO): protein binding
Source: RefSeq, a predicted model, not a curated record